GUCCAUUCUUUCUUUGCUUUUGAAUGUGUGUAAUUGUGCGGGCUUUCGUUUGAGUGCAUUUCUAAGCGGAAAAGUAAAAUCUGCAUUUUAUUUGCAAUAAAAAUAGUAAGCCGGAGCAAACAACAAAACCGAGUAAAACGGAAAAAUACAAGAGAAAAGAGAACCUUCUGUACACUUACAAAUUAAUCACCAACAGGUUAUUUUAACUUUUAUUUUCCAUUUGACGCAAAGAUGUCAACCAAGGCCACAUCUCAGCAAGUGCGGCGCACACCGCUCUCCUUAAGUGGCGGCGUUAGCAAACAGCAUCAUCAGAAUCAACAUGGCAAAUCCUCUGACUCCAAUGGUAAUUCAAAUAAUAGCGCAGCGGCUAAAAAUCAAAAAAAUAAUACAAAUCAAAAGACUGAGUCCAAUAAUACCGAUGUAAGGGAAAGGAAACAAGCUCAACAGCAAAAUGCUAAUAAUGAAACUGCUGCAAAUAAAAAUGAAAAGGUUGAAGAGAAGAAGACUCAAAAUGGGAAUGGCAAGGCGGUGGCUACUAAUGGCGGAGCUAAAGAGAAACAUCAAAAUGGUAACGAUAAACAAGAUGCAACCAAUGGUUCCAAUGCCAAGUCGGCUAAUACAAAUUCAAACGGUAAUACUGUUAAUGCAAAAACCAAUGCUACAAAGACGAAUGAAAAGACAGCACCGGUGGCAGCUGUUAAGGGAGAAGAAGCGGCUAAAAGCAAGGACCGAAAGACACCACAGCCUUUUGAAAAAACCGAAAAAGAAGUUGUAAAUGAGAAGGAAAAGGAGAAAAAGAAAGAAAAUGUACAAGAUAAAGAAAAGAAGGAAGAAGCUGCUCAAGAGAAAGUUGUCGAAAAGGAAACCAGAUCGCGUCGUCACGAAGCUUCGACACCGACAGAAAUUGAGAAGAAGCAAACUGAAAAGGCUGAGCCUGUCAAAGCCGAGGAUACGAAGAGGGAGGUAUCGACGCCCACAUCACGUUCAAGUGCAGCUCAGGCCAAGACCAGGUCUACACCUACAAGAGUUGCAGAUAAAUCCGGCAGCAGUACGCCAACAAAACCGUUGGAGAACAAGUUAAGCGUUUCAAAACGCAACAAAACCGUCACUACAGUUGUCGAUGAUGUCGAUAUGGAACCACUUGUAGUAAAUUCAUCGCCAGCAAAAGCAGUGAAGGAAAAUUUAGCAGCAGAACCUGUCGCCGUGGCUACACAACUUGCUAUGCAGCCACCCGCUGCCACUUCGACACCUGGCAAAGCUCUACAAGCAACGCAAAAGUCUAAACAACCAACAAUUGAUGCUAAACCAGAUAUCCCCAUAAAUAUACCGAGCAGUGGCCCAACUCCAGAUCGCAACAGUGCGCCACGCACUUUUACACAAAUCGGUGGACGUCGCAGUAUACGCCCGCUAAGCGAGUACACACCAUCCAAAUUCCAAAGUAAUUCACAAUUUCGGGAAUCUUAUCGUCGUAUCAACACUGAAUUGGAUGUCAGCUCAACAACAAAUUCAAGCAUGAAUGUCACUGUUGGGUCUGAGGUACCGAAUAACUCUUCAUUCUCAUUUUUCGGUCGCGGGCGUAAACGCGAUCGCACACCACCACAACAAUCCCAAUCAGCCAUGGAGGUGCAAACUGAUGCUGAUUAUUCACCACCGAAACGCGCACGUUUGGACAUGUACUCGCUAUUCAGUGUGGUCUCAUCGCCUUUAACGAUGUUGCGUUCACGUUUCUCUAAAGCUUCCAUACAAAGCAGCACACCGGUGAGGUUGACCUCUAAGCUAGCUGCCGAAAAUGAUGAAGCUGAAGUGCAAAAUGUUUCAGGCAUUUCAAUUGAAGAGGAAAAGAAUGAAGCAGGUGACAGUGAAGAUAAGACUGCAACCGAGGAUGUCACGGUGGGCAAGAAAACUGAUGAUGAAGAUGAUACCACACCCAAGAUGGAAUCGCCGAUGAAAGUGGACAAAAAGUGUGACAUGGAAAAGGGUGAUGAAAUUGAUGAUGAGCUGAUGAAGGACCAAACAAAUUCUUCAGAUGUACAUGAUGUUGCAGCAGGCGUCGCUGAUACUUCGGUUGCAUCGGCUAAACUUAAAAAUAAGUGUAAUAUCAUGUAAGACCGUCAUGUGGAAAGAUAUUAAGCGCAUUGUUUAUAAUAAUUACUUUAAUUUUCUUUAAAUGUUUGAAAUGUUCUAUGUAUGUCAUUAGUUUCACCUUCAUACAACAAACAUACAAUAUUUACUCGUACGUAUAAUUAUCAUUAUUACUUUAAAAAAAUAUAAAUAUAUUUGAUUUGUUUAAGUGCAGAUGUCCUUAGCCUGAUAAAAGUGUAAUGCAGCCCAAAAAUAGAUAUCCAUUAAGUUCACCUUAAUUCAAAGUACGGCAUUUUUUUCUUCAAUAGUAAAACAGUGACUUAUUUUCAUCAAAAUUGUUAUUGUUAAAAUAUAAGGCAGUGUUGAUGCUUUACAUGACUGUUCGAUUGUAUAAAAUUAGUGUGUAUCAAUUGUCUUAUAUUCGUACAACAACAAAAUUUAUGUUUUUCCAAUUGUCUUGUAUUCGUCGUAGAACAAAAUUAGAAAUUAUUAUGUAAAUUCCAAAUAUUAUUUUUUUAUGUUUUUCCCCAAAUUAUUUUAUUCGCAGGAAAGCAUAAAAGAACAAAUAUUUAAAGAAAGACAUUUUUUUGAUUAAUUUUUCUUUAUAUAAAUUAGAGUAAUUAAGUUUUAGAUGAUAUAAAAAAAUAUAAAUCUGUUUUUAAUUAAACAUACUGAAUUAAAUACAUUACAUACAUGUUUACUAUAUAUGUAUGUAUAUGAAUGUACGUAUUUAUAGCACGUUACAAACUUUUAAUGUUUGUAUCGUCAUAAGUUUUGUGUAUUAUCAUAUUUUUGAUUGCAAAUAGCAAAACUUAAUUAUUUACUUUGUCAAUCAAUCUUAUAAUUUCUAUAUAUAUAAAGUAGUUGUACGCAGCUUACGCAUUACAAUAAUUACAAUAAAUAUGCAUAUAUUAUAUACACACAUAA
This is a messenger RNA of Ceratitis capitata (Mediterranean fruit fly), 3009 nucleotides long. RefSeq lists its product as uncharacterized. The record is from RefSeq and is a predicted model, not a curated record. The transcript is spliced from 2 exons. The coding region runs from base 232 to 2106 and encodes 624 amino acids. NCBI's taxonomy places the organism in Eukaryota, Metazoa, Arthropoda, Insecta, Diptera, Tephritidae.